AUGAACGCCCUACGAUGCUUCAGACCUAUCACUGCUCGGGUUCCCUUCCAAGCUCUAACCCUUCCCCGACUGGCUCGCGCAUACAGCUCGAAGACCUAUGAGUUUAUCCAGGUUUCGCAGCCAAAGCCUGGUGUUAGCCAAGUGACCUUGAACCGACCCAAGGCUCUCAAUGCUCUGUGCACCCCGCUUAUCAAGGAGCUCAACGAAGCUCUGGUCGAGCUCAAUGGCUCAGAUGAGACUUCAGUCAUCAUCCUGACUGGAUCCCAGAAGGCCUUCGCCGCUGGUGCUGAUAUCAAGGAGAUGGCCCCGCUCACCUUUGCCGACGCCUACACCAACUCCUUCAUUGAGUCGUGGUCAAACCUCACUACUCAGAUCAAGAAGCCCAUUGUUGCUGCCGUCUCUGGCCACGCCCUUGGUGGUGGUUGCGAGCUGGCCAUGAUGUGCGAUCUCAUCUACUGCACUGAGAAUGCCAACUUUGGCCAACCCGAGAUCAAGCUUGGCACUGUCCCCGGUGCCGGUGGCAGCCAGCGACUGACCCGGGCCAUUGGCAAGUCCAAGGCGAUGGAGCUCAUCCUUACGGGCAAGUCAUUCUCAGGUGUGGAGGCCGAAAAGUGGGGUGUCGCCGCGAGGACGUUCCCUACCUACGAGGCCCUGAUGGAGGAGACGCUGAAGCUGGCCGAGGCGAUUGCCGGACACUCGAGGGUUGCCAUCAUCGCGGCCAAGGAGGUGGUUAACAAGAGUCAGGACCUGCCGCUGCGGGACGGCGUUGAGUAUGAGAGGCGGGUGUUCCACAGCCUGUUCGGCAGCCAGGACCAGAAGAUUGGUAUGAAGGCAUUUGCAGAGAAGAAGAAGGCGGAGUGGUCUCACUCGUAG
This is a messenger RNA of Ilyonectria robusta, 873 nucleotides long. RefSeq names its product ClpP/crotonase-like domain-containing protein. The transcript is spliced from 2 exons. Gene Ontology annotation, cellular component: mitochondrion. Gene Ontology annotation, biological process: fatty acid beta-oxidation. The coding region runs from base 1 to 873 and encodes 290 amino acids. The record is from RefSeq and is a predicted model, not a curated record. Gene Ontology annotation, molecular function: enoyl-CoA hydratase activity. NCBI's taxonomy places the organism in Eukaryota, Fungi, Ascomycota, Sordariomycetes, Hypocreales, Nectriaceae.